Molecule: messenger RNA, 3145 nt
Organism: Adelges cooleyi (spruce gall adelgid)
Lineage: Eukaryota; Metazoa; Arthropoda; Insecta; Hemiptera; Adelgidae
Product: GTPase-activating Rap/Ran-GAP domain-like protein 3
Exons: 22
Coding region: 16-2907 (963 amino acids)
Biological process (GO): regulation of small GTPase mediated signal transduction; activation of GTPase activity
Cellular component (GO): cytoplasm
Molecular function (GO): GTPase activator activity
Source: RefSeq, a predicted model, not a curated record
GCCACCGCGGCUGCCAUGAAGUUGGUGUCCCGUCUCAGGGGCACUGACAACAACAGGGACAGCGGCCCUCUGCCGCCGCCUUCCACGCUGCCCGGCGGCCGGCGUCUGAGCGUGGCCGCCGCCCCGUCGCAACCCCCGCCGCCGUCGCCGUCCGCUUUUGUGGCCGCCAGGGACAGAUCGAGGUCGCUGUGCGUGGAACGCCUGGGUCUGGCCACUCUACUGCAUCCGGCCGCGCUGCCCACCAAAGAUCUGAGCAAACGACGAGCAUCGUCCGCCCUAUCGUCGUCUAAUGAUCUCAUUUCUCGGCGAGGUGUGUUCAGCCGGCGUCACUACGGAUCCGUGGAACUGUUGCCACAACUGGAUGCUUCCGGUCAAGAGCCCGGAAGGAGGAGAUUUCGGAUAGAAAACGGCGACUCGCUUGGAGAGAAAGAAGAGAUGUUCGGUUCUCCUUGUACGCCAGUUUUGGAAAACCCCGAGUUCCAGACCAGAUGGUAUUUCAAAUACUUCCUAGGAAAAAUUCACCAAAACUAUGUUGGCUCGGAUGCGGAGAAAGUACCGUUUUUCUUAUCCGUAGUGCUGACAGACGCUAACCACCAGUGUGUGCCUCAGUACAGAGCAAUACUAUGGCGCAAAACGGGUGCGCAAAAAAUAUUACUUCCUCACAUUCCAAACAAGCCAAUGACAGUCAAACAAAUAUUGAGCAACUUUCCAGCAAUGGACAAACUGGAAAAAGGACCAAAGGAGAUCUUCGCACCAGACAUUCAAAAGGACUUACUGUUGCUGGAAGAACAAGAAGGUUCUGUCAACUUUAAAUUCGGUGUCCUGUACACCAAACCUAAUCAGCUCACUGACGACGAGAUGCUGAGCAACGAAAACGGCAGUGAGGAAUUCAAUCAGUUUGUCUCGCUGUUGGGCAACCGAGUCCGUCUGAAAGGCUGGGACAAAUACCGAGGAGGACUGGACGUUAAAGGGGACAUGACAGGCGAUUACUCGGCUUACACUAUUUACGAGGGUCACGAAAUCAUGUUUCACGUGUCCACCAUGUUGCCGUACUCCAAAGACAACCGACAACAGGUCGAACGAAAGCGUCACAUCGGAAACGACAUCGUGAACAUAGUGUACGUGGACGGCGGUACCUCGCAGAUGUCUCAGUUUAAUCCGGCGUUCAUUAAGUCGCAAUUUACACACGUGUUUGCUUUGGUUGCAUAUGAUUCUGUAGAAAAAUGGUAUAAACUAGUGAUUUAUUCCGAAGAAUCAGUGCCGCUUUUUGGACCCUCGUUACCUUGCCCGCCAAUCUUCAAGGACCCACAAGAGUUCAGAGAGUUUUUGAUUGUUAAAAUGAUAAAUGGCGAAAAGGCGACGUUCAACACGCCCACCUUUGCGAAAAAACGCGAACGGACACUUGACAUGCUCAUCAAGGACCUCUACUCGGAUUACAUGACAGACUCCAGCAAAGUGACAAUGUUGAACAGGAGGGCAUUUAGUGACGUGCUGCCGGACCCACCGAGAAGUUCCAGGCGCAAAGAAGAAGCCAGGCAAGUGGAGUUCGUCCGGAUCGGACAAGCGCUGAAGUUGGACACGAUCGUCAAAGGAGACGCGCCGACCAGUCUGGCCACGACCGGGCUUUUUAAGCGCGCCCCUUGGGAACCUCAGUGUUUCUAUCCGGACUUUUGCUUUGACAUCGCUUGCGGCGACUCGUGGGGCGACACCCGGUUGAUAAUAGCAGCCGAAUCCGGCGGAGUGUAUCUCAUCGAAGACGGCGUGUCUCAACGGCAAAUAUUCGAUAAAGUCAUCCAGGCCAAUCAGCUGAACGUGGUCGAGGCUCACGGCAUCCUUUUAUUUAGGGCGGAAAAAGGACGUGAUAGUAAAAUAUACGUGUUUAGACUGUCCGAGUUCGAGGCGGACGCGCAGAGAGAGGUGAAGAACAAACUGGACAUAAAAGACCAUAAACUAGAACGGACCCGAGGAUGCAGCAUGUACGCCGUCAGCAAACAAGGCGGUUCGCGGCUUAAAAUGGUGGUUUGUGUGAACCGUAAGCUGACGUUGAUGCAAUGGAAACACUCGGCGGCUUGGACGGCUUGGUGUCCGGCCAGCGAUACCGACACUGUCGAAGGGUUCGUCUGCCUUAGGGAGUUCCAAAUAGCCGAGCAACCAUCAAUCAUAACGUUAAUUGAGUCGGCUGGCAACACGGACACUUGUAGCAUAUGCGUCGGAUACAAACAUCAGUUUGACAUCAUCCAAGACGGUGCGGGUACGGCGCAACGGUUGUUCGCCAUCCAGGAAGGAACCAAAGCGCAUCUAGUGUCGGCAACGGAUCUGCUCGAAGACGAAGAACCCGAAUUGGUGUUAUGCUACAACAACACUUGCCAUUUCCAAAAGCUCAGCGACAUGACCAACUCGACCGAAUUCGAUUUCCACUGGAAUUCCAUUCCGAAGGACAUUGUUUGUUCUUUCCCGUACAUCAUAGCGUUCACCUCGGACACGAUGGAAAUCCGACUUAUAAUCAACGGCAACCUAGUACAAACGUUGGGCUUGCCCAAAAUGAAACUGAUAUCCUCCAAAAACGACAUAUUUUUUGCCAGUACGGCGCCGGAGUUCUUCCCCGGGAAAACCGAGAGACUGCAAAUGGACCAACAGAAAGCAGAACGAGACAGCAUGUCGCCGCCGGCAUCGCCUCACUUGUCGCCGGAAACGAAACCGCUGCGGCUGUACCGGAUACCCUUGAACGCGCUCAGCGGUGUCGUGACGCCUUACGACAGAAAGUGCGGCAAUGAGACGACGGACGACCAACGGAGCGGACGCAAGACCGUGGAAAGCCUCAAACACACGGACAACAAGAGGACGUCGAGCCGCAGUUGCACGGCGUCGCCCACCAUCGGUCUGAACUUGCAUAACCACAAGACAUGAAUGAAUUGCACUCCGACGCACUCGUACCACCGAUGGCUUCCACGCACCAACCCAUCCCGCCCCCAUCUCCUUCCGCCCCUGUAUCCUCCACCCAAGGCCCCACUUCCUCCGCCCAAAGAUGAGCGGUAACCGUUUCCGGUGGCGGCCGGACGGACCGGAACACGGCCUGAAAUAUUUGCCAGCGUAAAGACAAAUAAAACUAUAUUGUGUAUGUAUAUAUCACGAACCCCUCCCUCCC